This is a messenger RNA of Xiphias gladius (swordfish), 908 nucleotides long. It is a transcript of the gene zmat4a, whose product is annotated as zinc finger, matrin-type 4a. The transcript has 7 exons. The record is from RefSeq and is a predicted model, not a curated record. NCBI's taxonomy places the organism in Eukaryota, Metazoa, Chordata, Actinopteri, Istiophoriformes, Xiphiidae. Gene Ontology annotation, molecular function: nucleic acid binding; zinc ion binding. The coding region runs from base 31 to 810 and encodes 259 amino acids. Gene Ontology annotation, cellular component: nucleus.
CGCCUGCCGCUGCUCAGCGUCUCCUGGUUAAUGGAUUAUACAGUUUCCCUCAAAGUGCAACAUCAGCUGGCCGUGUUCCCGACACACUUCUACCAGAGCUACACUGUGGAGUUACAGAUGAAGUCAACAGAGGUGGACCAAGGGCUUUUCACAGACAGCUACUGCAAAGUGUGCAGCGCUCAGCUCAUCUCCGAGUCCCAAAGGGUCGCCCAUUAUGAGAGUCGGAAACACGCCAAUAAAGUGCGACUGUAUUACAUGCUACAUCCUGUGGAUGGAGGCUGCCCUGCCAAGAAGCUCAGAACAGACAAUGGUAGCGACGAGGGCGAUGUGGACAAGAAUAAGUGCUGCACGCUGUGUAACAUGUCCUUCACCUCAGCAGUGGUGGCACAGUCACACUACCAGGGUAAAAUCCACGCCAAGAGGCUAAAGCUACUACUGGGGGAGCAGCCCGCCAUCACAAACAAAGCGUCCCCAAGUCCUGUAAAGAGCUCCCCAGAAACGUCUCCCAUGACCUCCCCGCGACAGCGCCGUGACUCAGACCGCUACUGCCAGCUAUGCAACGCCUGGUUCAACAACCCCGGCAUGGCUCAGCAACAUUACGAUGGCAAAAAGCACAAGAAGAACGCUGCCAGAGCAGACCUACUGGAGCAGCUGGGCAAGACCCUGGACAUGGGAGAGAUGAAAGGUCUGAAACGGAGCUAUACCUGUGAAGUCUGCAGCGUCACACUGAACUCGGUGGCACAGUACCAUGCACAUCUGCAGGGCUCAAAGCACCAAAACAACCUGAAGAAUCAGAUAUGUGUCCAGUGAGCGUGGAAUGAAGAUACAAACCAACAACUGGAUUGAUGUCAGACAAGCUGUGGUCAGCUUGCCCAGCUUUUUCUGCCUCUGCCCUGCUUCUGCUCUCC